UUGCCCUCUUUUUGCCAUUGCACAUCUCUCUCUCUCUCUCUCUCUCUCUCUCUCCCCAUGAGUACUCCUGUCUACCUGAACUCACCACCUUCUCCUUUUCCUUUCUUAGAAUUGAAAGAAGAUCAUCCACAGCUCCAUUUCUUCAUUCCACCAAGCCAAGCUGCUGCUUCUUCUCUCUCGUCGCCUAUUUUCUUCGACACAACUAGAGAUCCGCAGCAAAAGAAUGAUCAGCAGGCCAAUUACAAGUACAUUUUGCAUGGUGGAUCAAGCGAUCAUCAAGUGAUCGCGUCUUCCUCAGCUCAGCCAAUGGUUGGAUCCUCUGAAUACAGCCAUGAAUUCUCCUCUUGCAAGCUUGACGGGGAAGCUAACAAGCCUGCAAAAUGGAUGUCUUGGAAGACGAGGAUGAUGAACUCGGCGGCAACUGAUAAACAAGAGAUGAUCACACCCAAGUUUCAUGAUCCGGAGCAGCACAAAAGUGGAUCCAAUUCUCCUAAUAAUGGUAACAACACCGUUCGUGUCUGCUCAGAUUGUAGCACGACGAAAACCCCUCUUUGGAGAAGUGGCCCUCAAGGCCCCAAGUCGCUAUGCAAUGCCUGUGGGAUCCGACAGAGGAAAGCGAGGCGAGCCAUGGCAGCUGCAGCAGUGGCGGCUGCCGCCACACAAAGGAUGGUCGUUGGCCCGGACAACUCAUCAACAACCAGGCCUCACAAGGUGCAAAGCAAGGAAAAGAAACCACGCAUGGGCCACCAGUACAAGAAGCCAUUGUUCAAGCUGCCUGGGUCUCCUCAAUGUGGGGAGAAGAAUGCCUUGAAGGAAUUUGCUUUAAGUUUGAGCAAAAAUAAUUCAUCUUUGCAGCAAUCUUUUCCUAAGGAUGUAGAAGAAGCUGCCGUCCUUCUAAUGGCCCUGUCCUGUGGCCUUCUUCAAAGUUGAACUAAAUGUUUCAUUUUUUUUUUCUCUUCUUAAUUUGCUUUUGUUAAUUUUGUUGGAGAGUAGAGAAACUAUGUGUUGCUUCGUUAGCUAUGUUCUACCCCAUAAUCUUGAUCAAUUCAUAAGAUAGGUAUUAGUGAAA
This is a messenger RNA of Diospyros lotus (date-plum), 1069 nucleotides long. Its product is annotated as GATA transcription factor 21-like. Gene Ontology annotation, molecular function: zinc ion binding; sequence-specific DNA binding. The transcript has 3 exons. Gene Ontology annotation, biological process: regulation of DNA-templated transcription. The record is from RefSeq and is a predicted model, not a curated record. Bases 58 to 930 code for a protein of 290 amino acids. NCBI's taxonomy places the organism in Eukaryota, Viridiplantae, Streptophyta, Magnoliopsida, Ericales, Ebenaceae.